This is a messenger RNA of Yarrowia lipolytica CLIB122, 432 nucleotides long. RefSeq lists its product as uncharacterized. NCBI's taxonomy places the organism in Eukaryota, Fungi, Ascomycota, Dipodascomycetes, Dipodascales. The record is from RefSeq and is a predicted model, not a curated record. Gene Ontology annotation, cellular component: U5 snRNP; U4/U6 x U5 tri-snRNP complex; spliceosomal complex. Gene Ontology annotation, biological process: mRNA splicing, via spliceosome.
AUGGGAUCUAUCUUGCUGCCUCACCUGAACACGGGCUGGCACGUGGACCAGGCCAUCUUAUCGGAGGAGGAUCGACUCGUUGUCAUUCGAUUCGGCCGAGACCACGACCUCGAAUGCAUGAAAAUGGACGACCAUCUGUACUCGGUGGCGGAAAAGAUCAGAAACUUCGCGGCCGUCUACGUGUGCGACAUUGACCAGGUGCCCGAGUUCAACCAGAUGUACGAGCUGUAUGACCCAGUAUCGGUCAUGUUUUUCUACCGAAACAAACACAUCAUGUGCGACUUUGGCACCGGAGAUAACAACAAGUUGAACUGGGUAUUGGAGGACAAGCAGGAGCUCAUUGACAUCAUCGAAACAGUCUAUCGUGGAGCAAGUAAAGGUAAGGGUCUGGUGGUCAGUCCCAAGGACUAUAGUACCAAACACAAGUUUUAG